This is a messenger RNA of Entrophospora sp. SA101, 5265 nucleotides long. NCBI's taxonomy places the organism in Eukaryota, Fungi, Glomeromycota, Glomeromycetes, Entrophosporales, Entrophosporaceae. The record is from the annotation of a GenBank genome assembly.
AUGUCUGAAGAAGAAGUAAAAAGGUUGCUUAAAUUAGUGGAGGAAUCGUUUAAUGAAACUAUAACCGUCAAACUAGCAAAAAAAAAGAUAAGCGAACUUCCUGUUGAAGUUAUAAACUAUGCAAAUAAUUAUAAUGUUGAUAGAUUGUCAAUUGAAAGCAAUCAAUUGUCAAAACUUCCAAAUGAAAUGUCUAAUUUUACACAUUUAAGAUAUCUUAAUCUUUCUCAAAACCUUUUUAUGGAAUUUCCAGAAGCACUUUGUUUAAUGCCAAGUUUAAAAAUCUUGGAUAUUAGUAAAAAUAAAAUUCGUAAACUACCCCAAGAUUUUGGAAAAUUGAUGACAUUACAGUUGCUGAAAAUUUCAAAAAAUCAAAUAAAAAGAAUACCAAAAUAUUUUGCAGAUAUGAAAGAUUUGCAAUAUUUAAAAAUUGAUUACAAUCCAAUUAAAUUUCCACCAAAAGUUAUCCAUAUGAUGCCAAAAGGCGAAGAUAAAGAUUUAGAUGAAGGCAAAAAUAGCAGCAGUGAAGAAGAAGUGGAUUAUCAGUUUGAUUCACAAAAUAAUAGUGAUAAUAAACAAUUAAAAAAAGCAACGUCAGUUGAUAAUAUUAAUUACUUGUCAUCUAAUGUUAAUACAAGACAAAUAGUUGAUGGUGCUGGGUCAUCAUCAUCUUUAAAAACAAUCAAAGAGAAUGACCAAAUGGUGUCAAAACAAGAGAAAAAACGCCUUAAUCCAAAAUUAAGUUUGGAUUUACAACCUGUUCGUCGUAGUCGAAGUCACAGUAAUGAUUUUGAUGCAACAUUAACAAAUUUUAGAAAUACAUUUGUUAAACAUUCAAAAAGUGUAUCCACAGAUUCAAUAAAUUCAACACAGAAUCAAAGUAGUAUUAUUGAAGAAAAACAAAGUGAUUAUUAUUUCCAAAAACUUAGGACACUUCCUCCAUCAGACCAUCUUCAAAUGAGUGAUAUUUCACUGAGAGAAGCUAGCCGAAAUAUUUUAUAUGCAUUUUCACAAGUUCAUAAAGCAAUUUGUCAAUUUGCAAUUGUUACAGGAAAUGAAAAAAUAUUUAUGAAUGAUCUUAACAAAGCAACAACACUGAUUGGACAGUUAAGUACAGCAUUGGAAAAAUAUGAUAAUUUUGUAUUACAAGCACCACCUGGUGCAGAAUAUUGUAUCAAAUUGCUUAGUACAUGUCAAGAAAGUAUAGCUAGUUUUAAGACAUUAAUGGAACUUUUGAAUAAACGACUCAAAUCACUUACACAAUCUUCAGAUAAUAUGAGAUAUUCUCGUACACUUCUAUUGAUGCUUCAUGGAGCAGUUGCAGAUAUUAAAUUUGCAUGGGAAUUAAUAUUUCCACUAUUAAAUGUUCAUACACCUUAUACUGGAAUGUCUACUCCUUUUAGAUCAAAAUCCAUGUCACGAUCAAAUAGCAGUAAUCUUGCUAAUGUUGUACCACACUCAGCAGGUGCUGCUUCAUCAUAUUUUUUUGCUAUGCCAUCAUCACCUUACAAUAAUUUAAAUACACCUACAAGUGCAGGAUCACCAAAUAACUCGAAUACAGAAUUUUUAUUUUCAAUAGCUAUAUUUGAUCAACUUCUUUCAAAAGUAGAAUUUGCAAUUAAGGCUGUAGAAAAUGUUAUAAAAUGUUUGUCAGAUAAUGUAAAAGAUGUUUUAGAACCCACCAGCGAAGAUCAGGUGGAAUCCUCAUCAUCUAUCAAAGAUAAGAUGAAUGAAUUGAUAAAGGAUGCAAAUGAAGUUACCAUACACUUAAAAAAAUCUUUAUUAUCAGUAAAAUCAUCUACAACCAAUAAUAAAGAUGACCCAUCCAUACAACUUAAAAUUUAUGAUGAUACACUGGUUUUUCUUCAGGUAAAUAAUACUUUUUAUUUGUUUGCAGGAUCACCAAAUAACUCGAAUACAGAAUUUUUAUUUUCAAUAGCUAUAUUUGAUCAACUUCUUUCAAAAGUAGAAUUUGCAAUUAAGGCUGUAGAAAAUGUUAUAAAAUGUUUGUCAGAUAAUGUAAAAGAUGUUUUAGAACCCACCAGCGAAGAUCAGGUGGAAUCCUCAUCAUCUAUCAAAGAUAAGAUGAAUGAAUUGAUAAAGGAUGCAAAUGAAGUUACCAUACACUUAAAAAAAUCUUUAUUAUCAGUAAAAUCAUCUACAACCAAUAAUAAAGAUGACCCAUCCAUACAACUUAAAAUUUAUGAUGAUACACUGGUUUUUCUUCAGACAACAAUUAAAUUAUGUGAAUUCGCAAAGGAUGUUUCACACAAAUGGCAAUUGAGUAGCAAAGUUAAAGCAGGGCUAAGCCAUGUGAUGAAGUCUUAUACCGAAUUAACAGAUUUAUUAAAUAAAAGUCAAGUUAAUGCGGCAGUAGAUGAAUUGGAAAAACGAUUUAAACAAGGUAUAAACAAUAGACGGGGCGAUUUGAUCCAAACUAAAGUUCUUAGAUUUGGAAAAAAUGAAGAUUUUGAAAGGAAUGCAGAUUCAGAACUAAGAUCAAGAUUAAAGAAACUGGAAAAUGAAAUAUUGCAAAUUGAACAAAAAUUUAUUAAGUCAAUGAAUGAUGAUGUCUCGCAAUUGUCUUCUUUGCAAGCAAAAUCAAAUCGUUUGAAAGAUGAGAAAAAAUACAUUAGUGAUGAGUUGACAAAAUUGAUUGCUACAAACAGUAGAUCAGAAAAAUAUGAUAUAUAUAGAACUUGGACUAGCAAAGAAGAUUUGUAUGAUGCAGAUAUUGUAUGUGCUACAUUGGCUGGAAGUGGCCAUGAAAGACUUUUGAAUAUGGCCAAUGACUUUGAGACUGUGAUAAUUGAUGAAGCAGCACAAUCAAUUGAAUUAUCUAGUUUAAUUCCAUUAAAGUACAAUCCUAAAAGAUGCGUAAUAAUUGGAGAUCCUAAUCAAUUGCCUCCAACAGUUCUUUCUCAAAAAGCAACAGAAUUCUCAUAUGACCAAAGUCUCUUUCUUAGAUUUCAAAAGCUUGUGCCUGAAUGUAUACAUCUUUUAAAUACACAAUAUAGAAUGCAUCCUGGUAUAAGUAAAUUUCCUAGUGACUUGUUCUAUAAUUCUGAACUAAAAGACGCAGAUGGCUUAUCUGAAAAAAAAACACAGCCAUGGCAUGGAAACAAAUUUUUUGGCCCUUAUAGAUUUUUUGAUAUACAAGGCUCAAUGGGAUAUGAUAAAAGUUCAAUAUAUAAUAGAAAAGAAGCUCACAUUAUAUUACAAUUAUUUAAUAUGUUGGUCAAAGAAUAUCCAGGUGUUGAUUUUAAGGGAAAGGUAGGUAUUAUUUCUCCAUACAAACGACAAGUAUCUGAGCUCAAGAGACUUUUUAAAUCAAGACUUCCACAUGACUCAUAUUUAUCAAUAGAUUUUAAUACUGUUGAUGGUUUUCAAGGGAAAGAAAAGGAUAUUAUAAUGUUAUCAUGCGUUCGUGCUGGCGAUGCAAAAAGUAUAGGAUUUUUAAGAGACUUGAGAAGAAUGAAUGUUUCAUUAACACGAGCCAAAAGUUCAUUAUUUAUUGUUGGAGAUUCAAAAUCUUUAGAAACUAAUGAAAACUGGAACAAACUAGUUUUAGAUGCGAAGGAGAGAAAUUUAUUUACAAAUUGCUCAGAUAUCGAAUAUUGUAAUUUUUUUAAUUUAUUUGGUGGAGUUGGUGGUACUAAUGCAACAGAAACUACAAUGCAAGCAACAUCACCGUCGUCGACAACAAUACCAACUUUUUCUUCAUCAAAAAGAUUUUCAACAAGUUUCUCUUAUAAACAAUUUUAUCAAAAAAUUUUAAAAUCUAAAAUGGCAAGUACAGAUGACAAACAAUCAAAAAUACUUACCUAUGAAACAAUUAAUUCUCAUGUUAGGAAGGCAGAAUAUGCUGUUCGUGGAGAAUUAGCAAUUCGUGCUGAUAAUAUUAAACAAGAAUUAUCCGAAAAAUCCAAUAAAUAUGAUUUCAGUGAAAUUGUAAGCUGUAAUAUUGGUAAUCCACAACAACUUGAUCAAAAACCAAUCACAUUCUUCCGUCAGGUUAUUUCUUUGUUGGAAUACCCUGCUCUUUUAUUACCAGAAAAUUGGAAUAUAGCUAAGCAAUUGUAUCCUUCGGACGCAAUCGAACGAGCAAAAUUAUUAUCAAAACAUAUAAAAAGUGUAGGCGCCUACUCUCAUUCUCAAGGUGUAUUACACAUAAGACAAAAUGUCGCUAAAUUUAUAGAAGAGCGUGAUGGAUAUCCAACAGAUCCAAAUAACAUUUUCCUUACUCAAGGCGCAUCUAUAGCGAUUCAACAUGUACUUCAGCUUAUAAUAUCAAAUGAUAAUGUCGGUAUUAUGAUUCCUAUUCCUCAAUAUCCACUCUAUACUGCCACACUAUCAUUAUUUAAUGGUAAUCCAGUCCCUUACUAUUUGGAUGAAGAUAAUGGUUGGAAGUUAGACAUCAAAGAGUUAGAUGAAUCAUUUGUAGAAGCCAAGAAAAAAGGAUUAGAUGUUAGAGCACUUGUGAUAAUAAAUCCUGGCAAUCCAACGGGUCAAUGUCUUUCUGAGGAUAACAUUAAAGAAGUCAUCGAGUUUUGUCAUAGUAAAAGAGUAGUUAUUUUGGCUGAUGAAGUCUACCAGGCAAACAUCUAUCAACAUGCCGAAAGACCAUUCCGAUCUUUCAAAAAAGUUCUCAAAUCAAUGGGAAAAGAUUAUGAAAAUUUUGAAUUGUUUUCUUUCCACUCUAUCUCAAAAGGUGUGAUUGGUGAGUGUGGUAAACGUGGUGGAUAUUAUGAAUGUACUGGCAUCAAUAAAAAUGUGAUUGAUCAACUUUACAAGGUUGCUUCUAUUAGUCUUUGUCCGAAUGUUAGUGGUCAGAUUAUGGUGGAUUUGAUGGUUAAUCCCCCAAAGAUAGGUGAUGAAAGCUAUCCGACGUAUAAACAAGAAACAGAUGCUAUUUACGAAAGUUUGAAAAGGCGUAGUCAAAAAUUAUGUGAUUUGUUUAAUAAAUUAGAAGGUGUAACGUGUAAUAGUGCUCAGGGAUCGAUGUAUCUUUUCCCAAGAAUUAAACUUCCACCAAAAGCAAUAAAUAUGGCAAAAGAAUUGGGUAAACAACCUGAUGAACUUUAUUGUUUUGAGAUGCUUGAGGCAACAGGUGUCUGUGUAAUACCUGGCAAUGGUUUUAGACAAAAAAAGGACACUUGGCAUUUUCGUAGUACUUUUCUUCCAUCAGAAGAAUUGUUUGAUGGAUUUUGUAAAAAAAUAGAAGAAUUUCAUAAAUCAUUUCUUUUAAAAUAUAGUGGUGCUGAUUAA